UUGCUGGCGGCCAUGAAGAGGCAGAACGUGCGGACUCUGUCCCUCAUCGUCUGCACCUUCACCUACCUGCUGGUGGGCGCCGCCGUCUUCGACGCCCUCGAGUCGGACCACGAGAUGCGCGAGGAGGAAAAACUCAAAGCCGAGGAGAUCCGGAUCAAGGGCAAGUACAACAUCAGCAGCGAGGACUACCGGCAGCUGGAGCUGGUGAUCCUGCAGUCGGAGCCACACCGCGCUGGCGUCCAGUGGAAAUUCGCCGGCUCCUUCUACUUUGCCAUCACGGUCAUCACCACCAUAGGUUACGGGCACGCCGCUCCCGGCACGGACGCGGGCAAGGCCUUCUGCAUGUUCUACGCGGUGCUGGGCAUCCCGCUGACCCUGGUCAUGUUCCAGAGCCUGGGCGAGCGGAUGAACACGUUCGUGCGCUACCUGCUGAAGCGCAUCAAGAGGUGCUGCGGCAUGCGCAACACGGAGGUGUCCAUGGAGAACAUGGUGACCGUGGGCUUCUUCUCCUGCAUGGGGACGCUGUGCAUCGGGGCGGCCGCCUUCUCCCAGUGCGAGGAGUGGAGCUUCUUCCACGCCUACUACUACUGCUUCAUCACGUUGACUACCAUUGGGUUUGGGGAUUACGUGGCCCUGCAGACCAAGGGCGCCCUGCAAAAGAAGCCGCUCUACGUGGCCUUUAGCUUCAUGUAUAUCCUGGUGGGGCUGACGGUCAUCGGGGCCUUCCUCAACCUGGUGGUCCUCAGGUUCCUGACCAUGAACAGCGAGGACGAGCGGCGGGACGCCGAGGAGCGGGCGUCCCUCGCCGGCAACCGCAACAGCAUGGCCAUCCACAUCCCCGAGGAGGCACGGCAGGGCCGGCCCCGGUACAAGGCGGACGUGGCGGACCUGCAGUCCGUGUGCUCCUGCACCUGCUACCGCCCGCAGGAAUACGGUGGCCGCUCGGCGGCACAGCAGAACUCCUUCAGCGCCAAGCUCGCCCCCCAGUACUUCCACCCCAUCUCUUACAAGAUCGAGGAGAUCUCACCAAGCACAUUAAAAAACAGCCUCUUCCCGUCCCCUAUUAGCUCCAUUUCUCCCGGGUUACACAGCUUUACCGACAACCACAGGCUGAUGAGACGGCGGAAGUCCAUCUAGGGUCUGGGGAGGGAAAUGCAAACAAACAGAAGUCAUUUGUCAUAUCGGACGUUCAGUCUCAUUGGCCCACCUUGUCUUAUUUAUUUAUUAUGGUUAUCCUUUAUUGUUACGAUUAUUGUCAUCAUUUUUUUCUUUCUCUCCUUCCUUUUCUUUCUCAGUUUCAUUUCUUCCCCACCUUUCCAGCGAGACAGAGCAGGCCAAAGGGAAAAAAGAAAGGCCCGUCUUCCUGUGAAACUCGCAUCUGAGCAUGAAGCAUGGAUUUCUUCCUUCUUCCCAGCAAAGUAUGCCUUACAUUUCUCCCCAGCCCGCCCCAUCUCUGGGGUGGCUUUCCCAGGACAGGUGUGAGACCCAGACAAGGAGACAGAGCCCGGAGGAUACCCGACCCAAAGUUGCACACGCGGCUGAGAGCCUCGAGUGCCCACCCACGGUGGUGUCUCUGACCCAACUCCUUUCUCUUUUCCUCCUCAAGCAGUGGGUGGCCGAAUGUGUGUGGUCUGAGUGUGUGUGAAUGCGUGCACACACCAGUGUGCUUCUGUGUGCUUGAUGUGACAAAAUGGAAAGUAUCAGGUAUUCAUCUUUCUUUUCCGUCACACAAUUUUGUUAAUAGCCUGCUUUCGGCUGCUUCCAAACAAAACGGGAAAACAAAACCCACAAGGUUUUUGAUUUAUCAUCUUGCCAAAUCAAGCAUGUUCCACAAGCAGUCUUUAUCCCAGAUGAUAUGUCAUGACCACAUUUUUAAAGUGCUAGGUUCUAAAUUAUAUUAAAACUUCUUUUUAGGGGGUGGGUGGGCAAGCCGACACGGAUCAUUUUUAGCUUGCCAGUUCAAAAAUUUUUUAAACAAGCAUGCACUUUGUUAAACUGGUAUGCGUUAUCAACACAAGAAAACAAAACUAGCAAUGGAAUAAUCAAAAGCCAAUAAUAUUAAUUUAUUAGAGACAUUUUUAAUUUUACCAUCUCUAGUUCCAACAAUUUUCCAUGUAACUGGACGUGUUGGGGGAAACUGGAAAAUUGUUGCAACCACAGAGUAUUUUAUUCUCUCUUAUUUGUGUGAUGAUGAUGAUUUGUGUAGCAUCUACCUACGUGAAUAAGAAUUACAGUUCAGGAUGCUUGGAUGAGAAUGGGUAUUAGUAAGUGGAUGUGGUUUCUUUUCCUAAUGAAAAAUGACAGGGCAUUCCUCAUUUUAAAGAAUAUAUAUAAUGUAUUUUAAGAAAGAUUGUCUCUAACUGCAUUUGAUUUGUAAAUAGGGAAUGUUGAUGUUGGUCUCAGGAAGAGUUUAGAGGCAAGGAGCUGUGUCUUGGCCUGCUGGGAACUUGUCAAUCUCAGGGGGUGAUUUUUUUCUGAAUAAUGGAGAAAUUCCUCCCCACUCUCAAUAGGGGAUGACCCCAAAGGGAAGGCCUGCUAACAUCCUGGGGGGCCUAUAGAACAUGGCAUAUUGGAGGCCCUUUCCAUGACAGGAAUAAAGGAAAGUCUCACCUCCAGAUUCACGGGGGGACCUUCAUUUCCCUCAUCACUGUCUCGGCCAUUUCUAAAAAUCAGCCAUCCUCAUGGCCCUUUUUCAAAACCUGGAAGUUCUUCCAGUUCUUCCAGCUCUGGCUUUGGCUGGGCUGCUCAGCAGGAGCAGUGGGGGCCCCAGUGGGAUCUCCCAGGACGGAGGAUCUGCUCCCAAGCAAGAGGAGACCUACAAGAUUUCCUAAGAGACGGCCCCAAGUGCACCCCUCCCAAGCAUCUGGGCCAUUGGAGUGACCACAGCCCUCAAGAUUCCUCUGAAAAGGCAAGCACUUUAAUGUUACAUCCCAUGUUGAAAUGGCCCCUUCAUCUAGGACACAGGGCCUGUGGAAUGAGUCUGGGAACCUCAGAUUCUCUAGGCCAAAGAGGACAGUUAUUGAUCUUCAAGGUCAUAUCGAUUAACUCAUUUUUAAGACUUAAAAAAAUUUUUUUUUAGGGCUCUAAAAUCUGUCUAGAGAAUAGAAGCAGUUGCUCUUUAAUUUUUUUUUCUCUUGGAAGAGAUUGU
This is a messenger RNA of Balaenoptera acutorostrata (minke whale), 3148 nucleotides long. RefSeq names its product potassium two pore domain channel subfamily K member 9 (gene KCNK9). Gene Ontology annotation, biological process: stabilization of membrane potential; potassium ion transmembrane transport. Gene Ontology annotation, cellular component: membrane. Gene Ontology annotation, molecular function: potassium ion leak channel activity. NCBI's taxonomy places the organism in Eukaryota, Metazoa, Chordata, Mammalia, Artiodactyla, Balaenopteridae. The record is from RefSeq and is a predicted model, not a curated record. Bases 13 to 1137 code for a protein of 374 amino acids. The transcript has 2 exons.